AUGAGUUUGGUUCAAGUUCGGCUUAAAGUUCAUGAUCUCAAAUGUUAUAUAUGUGUUCAGAUUCAAAAAAAAGUAGUUAAGUUUGUUCAAGUUGAGGAUUCAGUUGAACUUGAACCAAACCAAACUGAUCCAUCAAGCAAUUAUCCUUAA
Entrophospora candida is the source of this 150-nucleotide messenger RNA. NCBI's taxonomy places the organism in Eukaryota, Fungi, Glomeromycota, Glomeromycetes, Entrophosporales, Entrophosporaceae. The record is from the annotation of a GenBank genome assembly.